Messenger RNA from Aspergillus calidoustus, 1281 nucleotides. Lineage: Eukaryota; Fungi; Ascomycota; Eurotiomycetes; Eurotiales; Aspergillaceae. The record is from the annotation of a GenBank genome assembly.
AUGGACGUCCACGUCGUCUUCAAAUCCAACAAUGCCAACCAUGCAACCUUCUCCCUCCCACCCCCAACAACCCCCCUGCCCGCCUCCUCCAUCCGCGUUCGCGCCUCCCUCCUAAGUCUCAGCUCAAACAACCUCACAUACGCCCUCCUCGGCGACAUGCUCCACUGGUGGGAUACCUACCCCGUCCCCGAUAACGCACCAGCCCCUUACAACGACCGCGCAGCCUGGGGCAUUGUCCCCGCCUGGGGGUUCGCGACCGUCCUCGAGAGUACGAUUCCAGAAAUAGCCUCGGGGACAAAGAUCUGGGGAUACUGGCCAGCCUCAGCGCACGUCGUCGACCUAACCCUAUCGAAAAAUCAAGACGAUCCAGAACCCCACUGGAUCGAAACAUCCCCGCACCGCACAUCGCUCCUCCCACUAUACAACCGGUACAUCAUCUCAACCGGCGCCGACGAAAACAGGCACGCCUGGGAAUCCGCAGUCCGACCGAUCUGGCAGUGCGGGUACGUCCUCUCGGAAUACGUCUUCACUCCCGAUCCCAGCACGAACCCGGCGAUCCACCCGCUCCCGGGCGCUCCGAGCGUGAAGCCCGAGUGGACGGACGAGGACGCGGAUAUCUCGAAGGCGGUCGUUAUCUCCCUCGCGGCGUCGUCGAAGACGGGCCGCUCGGCCGCGCAUAAUUUCGCGUGCAGACCCGCCGGGUCGGGGCCGUUGGGUUUGCUGCAGGUUACGUCUUCGCCAGAGGCGAUUGGGUCGGCUGCGUCGGGCCUAAAGCCACAAUUUGCUACGAGGACAGUUGAAUACACUCAACUUUCGCAGCCAGACGUCGGGCAGUGGAUCGCAUCCCUCUCGCCGAGUAAAAUCGUCAUUGUCGACUUCGGCUCGCGCGACGGCGGCUUCGACGCCGUGCACUCGCUCAUCCGAUCCCACGACGCCCUCGCCAAGACCGACCUCGUUAUCCUCGCUGUCGGCUUCCAGCAAAAGGUGUACACGCUCGCGGACGUCGCGGCGGCGCAGGCGGCUGCGGGGGCGCAUGGGAUUAUCCAGCUGAAUACGUCGCCGAUUCUGAGUGCGGCGCUGGAGGUUCAGGGGGCAAGGAAGGUUUAUGAGGGGCUGGAGAGGCGCUGGGAGCAUUGGCUGGCCAAUCGCGAGGUCGCUGCGCAGGAUCUUAGACUUGUUUGGGGGAAGGGGAUUACCGGGGAGGAGGGGAUUGAGGGGGGGUGGGAUAGGUUGUGUCAGGGGGGUGUUAAACCUGAGGAGGCGUUGGUUUAUAGGCUAUAA